Molecule: messenger RNA, 2122 nt
Organism: Triticum aestivum (bread wheat)
Lineage: Eukaryota; Viridiplantae; Streptophyta; Magnoliopsida; Poales; Poaceae
Product: chromatin modification-related protein eaf-1
Exons: 3
Coding region: 87-1922 (611 amino acids)
Biological process (GO): regulation of DNA-templated transcription
Molecular function (GO): DNA binding
Source: RefSeq, a predicted model, not a curated record
UUGUAGCACGCCACGCCACGGCACGAGAAGGCCAGAACGAUCUCCUCUUCUUUCGCGAAUCGCUAGUGCGUGCUCUACUCGCCGACAUGGCAGGGGAAGGGGACGGCGCGGAGGAGAAGACGAUCGUCGUCGGAGCGGGAGAGCAGGAGGGGCAGAUCGUCGUCGCCGGAGCAGCGUACGAGGAGGAGGAGGUGGACGGCGGAGGAGGAGCCGCAGCAGACGAGGAGAGCGGCGGGGGCGACGGCCAGUUCAUCAUUCCGCCGCCGGGGUUCCGGUUCAGGCCGAGCGACGACGAGCUCAUCAGGUACUACCUGCUCCCCAAGCUGCAGGGCCGGGGCCACGCGCCCAACAGGGCCAUCAUCGAGCACAACGUGUACCAGUGCCACCCGGACGAGCUCACCGGGAAGUACAGGGGCCGGGGCGAGGGCAAGAGCUUCUACUUCCUGUCGCCGAGGGUGCGCCGGUACGACAACGGGGACCGGCCGCGGCGGGACACGGACGACGGCCGCGGCCGGUGGAAGGUGUCGACGGGCAAGAAGGACAUGGGGGAGGAGAAGAAGGUGGCCGGCGACGGCACGACCCGCUACUGCAUGAGCGUGCUCAACUACUUCGAGAGCCCCAGAGGCGGCGGGCGCAAGUCCGAGUGGCUCAUGAGAGAGCUCACCGUCCCGGCGUACGAGAUCAAGCUCCCCAAGGACGGCGGCCCUGGAGGCAAGACGUUGGAUAGGUACGUGAUGUGCAAGAUUUACCUCAAAGACGACAAAGGUGACGACGACGAGGAGGCAGGGCCCAGCAGCGCCUCGCCGCUGCUCCUGCACGGGCCGGUGGAGGGCGACGAAGGGGCGACGUCGGCGGAGCUUCCUAAGCUUUCGAAGAAAAUGGCGGGCAAGAGGCCCGCGCAGGACCAGCAGCCGCGGAACGCCGCGGCCACCGCGAGGAAGCGGGCUCACCACUCCUCAAAAUGCAUGCAAAUCGAGCCACCAGCACCAUCGCCACAGGGCAACGGCAUGCAGGCUCCGUUCAGCACGCCGGGAUGCUCAUACUACGGUGGAUCAGGGCAGCCCAUGCUCAUGGGGUGUCACGCUGGCACACCGAUGCCGCGGCCAAUGCUGGCAUACAACAACGGCCAGGUGCAGGUGCCGCGGCAGCAGGUGGCGUACAACGGCCAGGUGCCCGUGAUGGCGCGACAACCGGCGGCGUACAAUGGUCCGGUGCCGGUGAUGGCGCGACAGCCGGCGGCGUACAACGGGCCGGUGCCGGUGAGGCAGCAGCAGGUGGCGUUCAACGGCCAGGUGCGGCCGCCGCCGUGCCGGCCCGCAGGUUGCCGCAACGUCUAUGGUCAGAAUCCGACAAUGAUGACGCGGCCUUCGUGCCCGGCCCCGGUCGGCCAAGCGGUGAACCCGCAGGUGCAGAAGCAGCCGGAGACGGAUGAGAUGCGCGAGAAGCGGGUGCUUCAACAGAACCUGCAGGAACACCUCCGGAUGCAGUCGCAACAACAGCUGAUGGGGUUCACGCAGCAGCAGCAGCAGCAGCAACUUGCGAUGGCGUCCACGCACCAGCAGCGGCAGGCGAUGGCGUUCAUGAUGCGCCAGCAGCAGCAAUGGAGGAUGUCGUUCAUGAUGCACCAGCAGCAGCAGCAGUACCAUCAGCAGCAGCAGCAGCAGCAACAGUACUUGGGCGGCGCCAACGCCGAUUACUAUCACCACGAAGGGGCCAUGGUCCUCCCGACGGCGAGCAGUUCUCCAGGAGAGGCGGCGCUGGUAACAGCAGACGGUUCGCCGGUCAGCACGGUGGUGUCUGUGGAGGGAAACGAGGAGGGUAACAACGGGGAUUGCAGCAGCCAUGGUCGGGGGGAGUCUGCGGGCGGGGUGACGGCACCGGCAUCGGCACCGGCAGAGGGUGAUGGCCCCCAGCAUGCAUAAUUCGGCACAGUGGUCGACGCAAGUGUACAUGUAUUGCACAAAGCCUUGUUUCUGUUGGUUUAUGCUCCUUUUAGACUGAGCUCUGCACCAAACUUUUACAGCAGCAGAUAGACCUUCUAUGCUUUUAGUCAACUGUAUGUUGUGUUUCCUGAAUUGCAACAGCCUCAAGAGUAAACGUAAUUCAGCUACGUAUUUAUUUC